AUGUCUAUCUUGCUCGCCAGUGCUUUCCCAGCUCCUCAAACAGUGCCCGUCACAGACCAGGCUUUCAAGAACAGUUUGUGCAAUAAAUGUUACAGCUCUUACGGAAUGUACAUUAUAGCAGUUGCUUUUUACCUCCUUGCUGCUGAUGAGAAGAAUGUCAGAAUAGGAAAGGUCCACAAGCAAAGGAUGUUUUCUUGGAACUUUGAAAAAUUUAAAAUCAUGAAACAUCUAUUGCUGCUAUUAUUAUGUAUUUUUAUAGCUGGGUCCCAAGCUGUCAGUGACUACGAUGAGGCCUCUCCGGAUGCCCGUGGCCAUAGGCCCCUUGACAAGAAGAGGGAAGUGGCUCCCAGCCUGAGACCUGCCCCAGCUCCAAUCAGUGGAGGUGGCUACCGUGCUCGGCCUGCCAAAACAGCUGCCAGUCAGAAGAAAGUGGAAAGAAAAGCCCCUGAUGCUGGGGGCUGUCUUCACGCUGACCCAGACCUGGGAGUGUUAUGUCCUACAGGAUGUCAGCUGCAAGAGACUUUGGUCAGACAGGAAAGACCAAUCAGAAAUAGUAUCGAUGAGUUAAAUAAUAAUGUGGAGUCCGUUUCCCAGACCUCUUCUCACAACUAUCAGUAUAUUACUCUGCUAAAAAACAUGUGGAAAGAGAGGGAGAAGCAAAUGAAAGAUAAUGAGAAUGUAAUAGAUGAGUACUCCUCUGUGUUGGAAAAGCACCGAAUAUAUAUAGACGAGACUGUGAAUAGCAAUAUCCCAACUAACCUUCGUGUGCUCCGCUCAAUCCUGGAAAACUUAAGAAGCAAAAUACAAAAAUUAGAAUCUGAUGUCUCAACUCAGAUAGAUUACUGCCGCACCCCAUGCACGGUCAGCUGCAAUAUCCCUGUGGUAUCUGGAAAAGAAUGUGAGGAAAUUAUCAGGAACGGAGGUGAAACAUCUGAAAUGUACCUCAUUCAGCCUGACAAAGCCAUCAAGCCAUAUAGAGUAUACUGUGACAUGAACACAGAAAAUGGAGGAUGGACAGUAAUCCAGAACCGCCAAGAUGGCAGUGUUGACUUUGGCCGGAAAUGGGAACCAUAUAAACAAGGAUUUGGAAAUAUUGCAAGGAAUGAAGAAGGAAAAAAUUACUGUGGCUUACCGGGUGAGUAUUGGCUUGGAAAUGAUAAAAUUAGCCAGCUUACCAGGAUGAGACCCACGGAACUUUUGAUUGAAAUGGAGGACUGGAAAGGAGACAAGGUGAAGGCACACUAUGGAGGCUUCACUGUGCAGAAUGAGGCCAACAAAUACCAGCUCUCGGUGAACAAAUACAAAGGCACAGCUGGCAACGCCCUGAUGGAUGGAGCUUCUCAGCUGUUGGGAGAAAACAGAACCAUGACCAUUCACAACGGCAUGUUCUUCAGCACGUAUGACAGAGACAACGACGGCUGGAUAACUGCAGAUCCCAGUAAACAGUGUUCCAAAGAGGACGGUGGCGGAUGGUGGUACAACAGGUGCCAUGCAGCCAACCCCAACGGCAGAUACUACUGGGGCGGGCAGUACAGCUGGGACAUGUCCAAGCAUGGCACGGACGACGGUGUAGUGUGGAUGAACUGGAAGGGCUCCUGGUUCUCCAUGAAGAAGAUCUCCAUGAAGAUCAGGCCCUUCUUCCCGCAGCAGUAGCCUUCCCCAACCCCACAGAGCUUUUUAUUCUUCUAGGUGUAACACCAUUUUUGUAUAUUAUGUCACUGGAAUUUUCUUUCAUACCUUAUAUCCCCUAAAACUGUCAAAAGGUUGUGAGU
Messenger RNA from Talpa occidentalis (Iberian mole), 1772 nucleotides. RefSeq names its product fibrinogen beta chain (gene FGB). The record is from RefSeq and is a predicted model, not a curated record. Gene Ontology annotation, cellular component: fibrinogen complex. Gene Ontology annotation, molecular function: signaling receptor binding. Gene Ontology annotation, biological process: platelet activation; protein polymerization; blood coagulation. The transcript is spliced from 9 exons. Lineage: Eukaryota; Metazoa; Chordata; Mammalia; Eulipotyphla; Talpidae. Bases 1 to 1653 code for a protein of 550 amino acids.